Molecule: messenger RNA, 1365 nt
Organism: Caenorhabditis briggsae
Lineage: Eukaryota; Metazoa; Nematoda; Chromadorea; Rhabditida; Rhabditidae
Exons: 4
Coding region: 1-1365 (454 amino acids)
Source: RefSeq, a predicted model, not a curated record
AUGCGGUUGAAAAUCUUCAUCACUCUCUUCCUGCUCGUCGUCGGCUCGGUGAAGGUGGAUGCUGGGAGCGAGCGUUUCCAGCCGGACUGGUACAAGAAGCUCAUCGCCUCACUUUUUAUUAAGCAACGAGAAGCAAAAGCUAUUCCACAAGUACCGCGGUACUGCUUCAGAUGCACUUCUGGAACGUUUGAUGAUCACCGCGUUCUGAUGACUGGACCAAUUCAAUACAAACUGACGACGUGGCGCGAGGACUGGGUUGAGACUGAUUGCCUUCAAGCAAAAGGUACUUUUCAGUAUUGUGAAGGGAGAUGCGUCUUCGUUACCGUAUCCAGACAUCUUCAAGACCAACAAACUUACCAAGCUGAAGGUGUUCUCUCGGAUUGUGCUGAUGAUUUAUUCCGCUGGGGAACCGAUCUGCCAUUCUUCAUGGGAGAUAAGACGAGUGACAACGAAACUCUGAAGACGUACACUGAUAGAUACGAAAUCACCUUCGAUUUCACGCUCUACACUACAAACUACACGGAAAUCUACAAGCGCCACGUGGGACAGGUCCUGCGAAGACACGUCUACGAAACCUACAAAACAUCUACCGUAGUCAUUUAUAUCGUGGUUCUCGUGGUCAUUCCAUUCUUGAUUGGCUUCAUGCUUUGUUGGUAUUGCUUACUCUCGAUUGACGAUAGACUUCGACGUCUAAAUCGCAGAAGAGAAUAUAUUGGUCGUAUUCUGAGCUAUGUCCCAGAAACUGAUGUAAUUGUGGAACUUGCGAACCACAAUGCUGGAGGAUUGACUACCGACAUGAUGCUUACUCGUAUCGACGAAGUAGACACCCAGGAUUCUCACGAGCACGACACUCAGGAGUCUCACGAGUACGUGAAUUUCACCCGGAAGACGGAGCCUGAUGUCUUCGAGGAGAAGACAGCAGAUGAAGCUGUCGACGUUGAAGAAAUCGAGUCAAAGGCUGGUGAGGAGCUCGUUGCUAACGAUGUCGUCCAAGAGUUGGUCCAGAAAGUCUCUGAAUCCGAGAGCGAUGUGGAUGAAACCUUUUUGCUUGAUGAAGAAACUGCCAAUGCCUACUUUGCUGGGGACGUUGAUUCCGACGCGGAGCAUUACCAUCGAGAGAAACUCUACACAACCGAAGAAAUCGACAUCGAUGACCAUGAAACUAAGCAAGCUAUGAAAUCUUCGAGGAGCCAUCAGAUGUCAAGACUAUCAAUGAUGCGGUCCAGGAGGUUGUCUACAAGAUCCAAGAAGAAGAGGAGAAGCUCAAUGGAUAAGCUUGAGAAUCGCAUCGCUCUUCAAUUCUUAUUACUUUUCCCGAGAAAUCCCAAUUCUUCAUACAAAGUCUCCCCUAAUUGUCCCUGUUAA